This is a messenger RNA of Dichomitus squalens LYAD-421 SS1, 4103 nucleotides long. Its product is annotated as gamma DNA-directed DNA polymerase. NCBI's taxonomy places the organism in Eukaryota, Fungi, Basidiomycota, Agaricomycetes, Polyporales, Polyporaceae. Gene Ontology annotation, molecular function: DNA binding; DNA-directed DNA polymerase activity; 3'-5' exonuclease activity. Gene Ontology annotation, biological process: mitochondrial DNA replication. The record is from RefSeq and is a predicted model, not a curated record. The transcript is spliced from 3 exons. Gene Ontology annotation, cellular component: mitochondrion; gamma DNA polymerase complex. Bases 1 to 4014 code for a protein of 1337 amino acids.
AUGUGGCGAAAACUCCAGUCAUCAUCAUCGACACCUGUCUCUCGAUCAAUUCAUGUUUCCGCCCCUCUCGCUGUGCUUCAGCGCAAGCCUCUCCAGGCGAAGCCUCCAGCACGGAAAAGUCCUCAAAAACGCUCAGAGGAACUACGGGAUGAUGAGCUACGGCAAGGACUCGCCGAGCAAGGUCCCAAGCGGAACGAAGUCGGCGUCCAGCUGCUCUCGCGCCAGCUCCACCGCCAAGUCUUCCGCAACGUCUCCUUCCCCCCACCCCCCGCGUCCUACGUCCGCAUCGCGCAGGAACACCUCAAAAUGCACGGCCUCGACCCCGCGCAAGGCUCCGUCCUCCCCAACGUCGGGUUCACCCUUCCCCCGCUCCAAGGCCGGACCCUCGACGAGCACUUCUACCGCAUCGGCACCUCCGCCGCGCAGCCCUGGCUCACCCUCGUGCAGGACCUCGCCGCCGCGCGGAUCCCCCCCAAGCCGGACCACUGGCACAUCCAGUCGGGGUGGACGCGCUACACGUUCCUCCCUGACGGGUCGAGCUACUGCGAGCACGUCGAGUACCCGCAGUUCGACGGCAAGCCGGAGGAGAUGCUCGUGUUCGACAUCGAGACCAUGCCCCGUUAUCAUGACUAUGCCGUCAUGGCGUGCGCGGCGACGCCGAACGCGUGGUACGCGUGGAUAUCCCCCUGGCUGCUGGGCGAGUCCGAGGACCCGCAGCACCUCAUCCCCAUGGGGGACCCGAGCGUCCCCCGAGUCGUCGCUGGACACAACGUCUCGUUCGACCGCAAGCGCGUCCUGGAGGAGUACAACAUCCAGCCGACGCAGACGCGCUUUUUGGACACGAUGUCGCUGCACGUCGCGGUGAAGGGCAUCUCGUCGCACCAGCGGCCGGCGUGGCAGAAGUACCGAAAGUCGAAGGCGCGGGAAGAGGAGCAGACGCGGGAGGCGUACGAGGCGUUCGAGUUCAUGCUGGCGAAGGGAGAGGCGGAGAUUGAGCGCGAGACAGACCCAGACCGCAAGGCGCACCUGCAGAACCUCUACAAUGAGAUGGAGGAGAGUCUUCCUAUGCUACGUGGUGCCGUCGAGACGGGUGAGAUCGAGCAAUCAGAGGACGUCUCCGAGCGCUGGGAGGACAAGACAUCACUCAGCUCGCUCGCCGACGUCGCAAAGCUUCACUGCGGCAUCGAAGUGGACAAGGGGGCUCGGGAUGAUUUCCUAUCCGAGACUCGCGAGGCCAUUCUUGAAGACAUCCACACGUAUCUGGACUACAACGCGACCGACGUGGAGGUAACGCAUGCCGUGUUCGCUAAGACCCUAACAGCGUUCCUCGCCGCGUGUCCCAGCCCAGUCUCCUUCGCUGGCAUCCUCACUAUGGGCUCUAGUCUGCUCACGGUCAACGAGGAGUGGGAGGCCUACCUCGCCAACGCGGAGCGUGCCUACAAAGAGUUGGAGGACAGGAUCAAGAAGCGUCUGAUCGAACUGGCGCAGCAGGCAAAAACCAUGAUGGAGAACGGGAAGUGGAAAGAAGACGUCUGGCUGGCACAGUUAGAUUGGUCUCCAAAGGUCGCCGGGAAAUCGCGAGGCGUCGGCACCUCCGAGGUUUCACCCACCGAACCCGCUGCAGGACCACCCCAACCGCCGCCAGAGCCAAUCGCUGUUGACGCUGACGCUCCUUCCUGGUACCGAGAUUUUACAGUCGAUCCUUUCGACACCACGGUCGUCAGGCGAAUAUUGCCCCUUCUUCUGCGACUCUCAUACGACGGCUACCCUCUACAGUGGUCGUCGAAGGAUGGGUGGCAUUACCUGAUGGGUGGAGAGGUGAUCAGAUUGUCGGCGGGUAGUGGCAAGGUCGUCUCUAUCCUCGGUCCGUCUCAUGGGCUUCCUGCUUUGGCCGCGGGAAAGCUUCAGUCUAUCGACAGGGAGCUGGCGAAGAAUAUCUGCAAGGGUUGGAGGACCGACGACGUCAAGGAUGGGCUCCUUCGUCUAGCGAAGGCGGCCUUGCAAACUUGCCCGGCUCGUGUAGAGACGGAUCCUUGGCUACAGCAGCUCGAUUGGUCGAUACCGGAUUCUCCAAAGAGGCCCAAGCGUAAACCUACCUCACUCAAGCCAACCCCUGUGUACUGGCCGAGGUGGUACUGGGAGCUCGCGAAACCGAAGAAGGAUUGCCCCCCUGGGACGCUGGAUCUGACCGUCCGCAACCGUUACGCUCCCCUUCUACUUCGACUCUCCUGGCAAGGGUGGCCGUUGUUCUACUCUCGAGGGCACGGUUGGACAUUCCGCGUGCCCAUAAAGGAGCCAUUCGAGACCCGCGCCAGUCCACUUGCCUUCGACGAUAACGUCGACCCCCAACUGCACAACCUGACAGCCCACUUCAACUUCUACAAGCUGCCGCACAAGGACGGAGAGGAUGCGAACGUCGGCAGUCCGCUCGGAAAGACGUUCAUGAAGUACGCGCAAGACGGGACGCUCGCGAGUCCGUUCGAAGAAGCCAAGGACGCGCUCGACAUGAAUGCGCAGUGCAGCUACUGGAUCUCCUCGCGCGACCGCGUCACGAAGCAGAUGGUCGUCUGGCAGGCCGACAAUCUCGACAUUGGUGUACCACGUCCCGUGGAGCCCGAGAGGAAGUGGGGCAUCAUCCUCCCCCAGGUCAUCACCAUGGGCACGGUCACGCGCCGUGCGAUCGAGAAAACGUGGCUCACCGCAAGCAACGCGAAGCAGAACCGCAUUGGGUCCGAGCUCAAGGCGAUGGUUCGCGCGCCUCCUGGAUACGCGAUCGUCGGGGCCGACGUCGAUUCGGAGGAGCUUUGGAUUUCGAGCGUCAUGGGCGACGCACAGUUCGGCUUGCACGGCGCGACCGCGCUCGGAUGGAUGACGCUUGAGGGCACCAAGGCCGCUGGCACUGACCUGCACUCGAAGACCGCAAGCAUCCUUGGGAUCUCCCGCGAUCAAGCGAAGGUUUUCAACUACUCCCGUAUCUACGGCGCGGGUAUGCGACACGCAGUACUGCUUCUUCUGCAAGGGAACGCGGGCAUGCUCCCUGAGAAGGCUGAGGAGCUUGCGAGAAACCUCUACGCCUCAACGAAGGGACAGAAGUCAUAUGGGACUCGCUACUUCGACCGCAAGUUCUGGUACGGCGGGACGGAGAGUUUCGUCUUCAACAAGCUCGAAGAGAUUGCGCUUUCGGAUCGUCCGCGGACUCCCGCCCUCGGUUGCGGGAUCACGCACGCGCUCUCAAAGAGCCUGCUCCCCGACGAGUUCGGCUCUGACUUCAUGACGUCCCGAAUCAAUUGGGUGGUGCAGUCCUCAGGCGUUGACUACCUUCACCUCCUCAUCGUUUCCAUGGAGCAUCUCAUCGCGAAGUACAACAUCCAGGCCCGCUAUCUCAUCUCCGUUCACGACGAACUGCGCUAUCUCGUCAAGGAGGAGGAUCGUUACCGCGCCGCCCUCGCUCUUCAGGUUGCGAACCUUUGGACACGCAGUCUCUUCGCGUUCAAACUUGGGCUGGACGACCUUCCUCAGGGCGUCGCUUUCUUCUCCGCAGUCGACAUCGACCACGUCCUCCGUAAGGAAGUCGACAUGCCUUGUGUCACCCCAUCACAGCCCAAUCCGAUUCCUCCAGGAGAGAGCGUGGAUAUCCUGAAGACGCUGGAGAAGACGAGAGGAGGCUCACUUUGGCAGGGCGGAGAGCCUAUGGUGCACAACGACGGGCUGGACUGCGAGAGCAGUCUUUUUGGCUACUCUUCUCCUGACUGUCUGGCUCAUCGGGCUAACAGUGCGUCAUGGUUGCGGGCGCAGUCGACUUCUAACUUCGACGAAGUGAAAAGUCUUGCUGAGAGCUUCAAGCGCAAUGGCCCUUCGACGACUGCGCCGAAGUCGAAGGCAAGGUCGACGCGCCGGAGUGACAUUCAGCGACUAAAGAAGGCUCGCAGCUUAGGAGAUGGUAGCCAGUACGACUGGGGUGCUAUUGCUGAGGAGAUGCUUCAGGCGAUACGAUCUGAUCGUCAACCCAUGUAAUUUAUGCUAGUAUACAGUAUGCACAGCUGAGAUAGAAGAGUUGGAUAUAAUUGGAACGUAUCAUGUACUGUACUGUACUCGUAAUAGUC